GUUUGCUGGGGUUGAUUCGUCUCGAUUCAAGUUAACCUUCACAAAAGAAAUUUUCCUUUACAUUUAUUUAUAAUAUUAUUAAUAAAAAUAGAUUUUUUAAUUUCUAAAAAAUUAAGAUGUAUAAUUAUUAUAAAAUAGCGAUUGCUUCUGCAAUCUCUGGAGUUGUGCAGAAUCUCUUUAUGAUCCUCCGCUAUUUUCGAUCAAACUACAUCAAUCUUUAAGAAGUCAAAGACUUUUAUUCGAUGGAUUCUACAUUUAUCGAACGGUGCCGAAAUAUACGCGUACGAUUCCAUCAGCGAUGCUAUCGGCGUCUCGCGUAACCUUGCGUCGUGGCCAACACCCAGCGGCUUUAUCGACUUAUCUCAUCGCGCGUUUUUUGCCGCUAUUGUUACAUGUGAUGUUGCGAGGCGCUAGAAAGAGGCGAGUCGAGGAAGGGUUAGACGAAACGACGAGAGAGGACCAGUGUGCAAAGAUCGCGGGUUAAAUACCGGAACGAUGGAGGUCCUCCGACGCGCAUGCGUCAGUGACGUCAGUGACGGACAUAUGACCGACUUCAACAGACUCGUACUUACGACUACACUUUCUCCGUGGCAUACGAAAUGUUUACAUCUUUUCUUGCUAGAAUUUAGUUAUAAUGACAUGAUCUGUGGAAACAAAGUAUAUCAAACACUAUGGCGGCUAUGUGCCGUCAAUUUAUUGUACAAGCAGAAGCAAAUUUACAGAGAUAUCUUGUGGCGACUUUGACGUAACGUGUUUUUAUUAUUGUUUACUUUUUCCCGCGAGGGGCAUGUGAAGUAUUUACGCUACUGAGGUGUGUUCAUAUUCACGCUACCGCGCAUACGAGGUACGAUUUGCCCGCGAUCUUUUCGCGCUGGGCGAGAGACAAGGUCGGACGAGACUCGUCGAAACGAGACGAGACAGAGGCGAGGCGAUGCGAGGCAAGGCGAGGCGAGGCAAAGCGAGCGCAAAACGUUGUUCGACGAGACCAGACGGGACGAGACGAGGCGCGACGCGGCGCGGCUAACACGCGCGCUUCGUCAGAGUGGGAGGUCAGGUGCGGCGAGAUCCUUUCCUAUGACGUGAUACGAGGCCCCUGAACCUCAACUCUCUCAGUGUACCGGGUGUCCUCAAGCGAGGUGGUCGCGACGCUUGUUAACCUGCUCAGCCGCACAGUUCUGCGAAAACGACGGAAAAAAGCCAGAGAUCGGAUGCACGAAAUUGUUUCUGUGAACGGACGACGGCGAAGCGACGCGCUCCUUCCUCCAACGACGGCCGUGUUGGAUCACGCAAGAUUUUUGCCACCGACAAUACGCAGCGCGAGCUGCUGCCUGUGUGGAUUGGUGAAGUAGCACUUGCAACGCGUUGUCGAGGAUCACGAGAUGACAAUCAAAUUCGUACUCACAGAGGAAAAGUGCCGAAACUAACGUGGAUCUCUUGAACAAACAUAUCGAUGUGUUUUCAUAAAUUGAAGCCUCUUUAAACGUGCGCUCUGUGAUUUAUCACCGUUCCGAACGGAUGUGCGGUUUAUCGGAAGCGCUGAAUUUCGAGGGAAGUAAAAUUGCGAUGGCCUGCUGUGAAAAUGUUUAUUUAUUCGUCACAUGCGUUCACAUGACACAUGCAAGCCGAGCGCGAUAGUGCGUUUUAACAAUUCAUUGAAAAUUUACAAGCUGCAUCCACCUCAUCAGCUCAACAGGACAAGCGACCUGAAGGUGCGUGUAUGCUGAGUCCCGUGCAGUCGACGUUCCGUGAGUCGUUGAGGAUAGUCCCGAAGGUCCUUAUGGUAACCGGCGGACAAGGUGGAUAUCUCCCCAGCGAGAUCCAAGCGCUGAAGGGCUGGCGGCGUCGUUGGAUCCACUCGGCCAUCACCUAUAUCUAGAGGAAUAAUGGACAGCGGGAAUGAGAGUUCCCUGCAGGAGAUUAGGGAAGUGGAUCGCGGGGGCGGCCACCACAGGAACGGAAAUAACAACAACAACAAGCGAAACGGCAACAACAAUCAUUACGAUCGCUCGGCGUGGAGCCAGAACAACUUCCAGCCGCAGAAAGCGCCGUUAGUCGGCUGGCGAAACGGAAGUCCCACGAUAUGUCCGAGUUCCGUCCAGAAUAGUGCCUAUGCCGAGCUCGUCAAACUCGACCCAACGCACGAAGAGGAGCUGAUUGACGUGAUCACGCAGAUUGACAGCUCGGAACGGAGCGCAUCGAACAACAAUCGAGAAGCUUCGCAUGUUCACGAGAGUCAACCCGAGCUGGAAACCGAUAAGCCUUCAAAUGAACGAGCCUGGGAUUCUAUCGAUUCCAAGAGCCUUUACAAACAGGAGAACGACUGCUCUAUUGCGAAAGAGGAGAAAGAACGUAAGAAACCAAAAGUGCCGGACGGCGGCUGGGGCUGGAUGGUCGUGUUGGCGUCCUUGGUCAUUUCCAUGAUAGCUGAUGGCAUCUCCUUCAGCUUUGGCCUGCUUUACAUCGAAUUCCUCCACGAGUUCGGCGCCUCCAAGUCCAAGACCGCUUGGAUCGGCUCGCUCUUCAUGGCAGUGCCUCUCUUGUCGGGUCCAAUCAUGUCUGCCCUCGUGGACCGCUAUGGGUGUCGAAAGAUGACCAUUGCCGGUGGUUUGAUAUCAGGAUUGGGCUUUAUACUGAGUAGCUUCGCAAACAGCAUCGAAAUGAUGUACUUGACUUUUGGCGUGAUCGCCGGUCUUGGUUUAGGCUUAUGCUACGUCACCGCGGUCGUCAGUAUCGCCUAUUGGUUUGAUAAGAAGCGUACUUUGGCUGUGGGUCUUGGAGCCUGCGGCACUGGUAUCGGCACCUUCGUCUACGCCCCGAUGACCACGUACUUCAUCAAGGAGUACGGCUGGCGAGGUACCUGUCUGCUUCUGGCUGGCACAUUUUUCAACAUGAUCGUUGCUGGGGCCGUGAUGAAAGACCCGGAAUGGUGGAUACUGGAGCAACGCAAGCACGAUCAAACCGCGCCAAAGAGAUCCCACGGUAAAUCCGACGACACCAAGUCGGAAGUGAGUCCGUCAGACGAGUUCCCGGGUGUCGACGAGCUCCGGAAAUUGCUUAGAAGCGACCAUGUGCCCGAAUAUUUCGUCCAGAGCCUGAACACCACCACAGCGGCGGCCGUUGGCGGCACACAGGGAAAGACGUGCUUUAGAAGCGUAGUGAAUCUACCGACUUUCGUGAAGAGGAGCGAGAAGGUGCCUUUGGAAACAUUAGAGCUGUUACUGUCCAAUUCUAGACUCUAUACCGUCAUCUUGGAGAAUUAUCCCAGUCUUCUAUUGUGUAGAAGUUCGUCCGAUAAACAGUUGCACGACUCGACCGGGGAGAUACCUAAUAAAAGCGGUAUCACCAUGUCCAUGAGGCUUAAACGAGCGACAGAGUCACGAACGAUCACCGAGCAAACUAAAGACUCUCAUUCAUCGCCUGUUCAUGUCUCGAUAAAACCUAUCAGGAAGAUAACUAGGAAGGAGUCGGAGGAGAAUGAUCCCUUGGUGACAAAAGAAGUGAUGCAUACAGUCCUAACAGUGGAAAAACCAAAAUCCGCAUUGAAACGUAACGGCAUCGGGAAUGAUGCCGGCGUUAUCAGGACAGAUUCGUUGCCGUGGCUCAGACGACAAUUUAGUACCAACACUCAUUACUUCAAGGAUAUCAGAGUACAUAGGAAUUCCGUUAUGUAUCGCGGCGCCGUUCUGAACCUGCGAAAAUACAGGCUGAGAGCGAGCAGUUGUCCAGAUAUCUAUACAAACAGUAUGAUCACUUUGGCUAAGGAAAAUGAGCAGAAAUGGUACGAUGAGUUUGUGGAACUACUGAAGGGCAUGUUGGACUUCUCCAUGUUCGCCGAACUGCACUUCCUGCUGCUAUCGUUAUCGACGAUAUUGUUAUUCACCUGGUUUAUCAUACCGUACUUCUAUCUAGCAGAGCAUCUCACCAGAAACGGUUACGACGAGUCUGAUGGCGCUAAUCUCCUCAGUAUCAUCGGUAUAACUAAUACAAUUGGAAUGGUCGCGCUGGGUUGGGCCGGAGAUCAAUCGUGGAUGAACGUCAGCAAGACGUACACGUGGUGUCUGAUAGCUUGCGGUGUGGCGACUGUACUGAUGUCCUUGUUCACGUAUCACUACACAUUUCUAGUCGCUAGUUCGGCAGCUUUUGGCCUCUUCUUUGCCAGCAAUUUCAGCUUCACGCCUGUUAUACUGGUGCAGCUGAUUCCCUUGGAGAGAUUUACUACCGCUUACGGCCUGACUUUGCUGUGUCAAGGUAUCGGCAACCUUCUCGGACCUCCGUUGGCUGGAUGGCUCUUCGACGUGACCGGCUCAUGGAAUCUGUCUUUUUUCAUGGCUGGCGGCUGGAUAAUUUUUUCCGGAAUUUUAAUUGGCAUUGUACCGUACACGAAAAAUCAAAAAAUUUGCGGCAACGGACCGGUCGAGAUGGAGCGAACGAACGGUAGUGAUAGUUUGGCCUAAAACCAAAUAUAUUUACUACGUUUAAAUGCGCAAGCACUAUUGCUUAAAUGCUGGCACAAAACGGAUAUUUAUUCAGGCAAAUUUUUACUUAACCUAUGAAUCUCAUGAUCAUAUAGAAUGCAAACAAUGAUGCAUAUAAAAUAUACAUAUAGAAUUCCCUAUAUAAUGAAAUUUUGGACAUUUCUACAUAAUGUGUCUUUCUGCAUACAAUAUACUUUUAAUGAUAUUUUCCUCGUACUUAAAUCUCAUUCACGGUUCAUAUGUUGGAUAGUUCUAUUAAUCAUACAAAAAAUGAAACAUUUAAGACAUAUAGGAUUGCAUAAAUUUUACAUACAAAUAUUUUGUAUAUUUUAAUUACGAUUUUUACAUGUCAACCUCGUAUAUCAAAUCUAAAUUUGUGAUGUAAAUAUUGAAUAAUAGUAUUUCACAUUGACUAUCUCAUUUUACAAAUUUGGGAUUAAUUCUAAUUGAAUAAAAAAACUAUAGAAGCAUUAUUUCUAAUAACGAACAAAUAAAGAGUUACUAAUGACAUAGGCUCUUAUUAUAAAGCAGGAUUUAAAGAGACACAGGAAGAGAGAAAGAGAGAAAACAGAAAAAUAUAUUUUCUAAUUGAAAAGAAUGUACGGAAAAAUUUAUUUUCACGUGGAAUAAUGUAAAACGCUUAAAUACACUGGCACCUUUUAACUUAACAAAAAUGAUAUCGACGAAUUGUAAUGAUAUUCGUUUUCUAUACAACUAACCCAAAGCAGCACACGAUAUCCCAUGGGCGUUCUGUGGAUGUCUUUAGGACAUUCGGACGUCCGAGGAGAUUUGUGCUGUCUGGGUAAGCGUCAAAGGCACAAGUGUGUUUAUUGUUCCGCGUGUUGUCCGUCGCACAAAAGGUUUUUUACAACUUUCUAAACGAAACAGCUUUUGUUGUUGACAUUGUUAAUCUAAAGAUUAGAUGAGUAGCUAACUAAUAAACGGUUUACAGGAAU
Odontomachus brunneus is the source of this 5431-nucleotide messenger RNA. RefSeq names its product monocarboxylate transporter 9-like. Gene Ontology annotation, molecular function: monocarboxylic acid transmembrane transporter activity. The record is from RefSeq and is a predicted model, not a curated record. Lineage: Eukaryota; Metazoa; Arthropoda; Insecta; Hymenoptera; Formicidae. Gene Ontology annotation, biological process: transmembrane transport; monocarboxylic acid transport. The transcript has 10 exons. The coding region runs from base 1884 to 4454 and encodes 856 amino acids.